AUGUUGCUGGUGUCACUGCUGCUGAUGGCGAUGGAUUGCUGCCAUGGAGCUCCGGCCGGGAGAGAGGUGUACAGGAUGCCUCCGAGUGCUCUGAAAGGUAAGGGGCCUUCUCUGCGUGUCAUUUGAACAGUGUCUCGUUUGUGUUUUACUGUCUCAUAGUCACUGUUGUCAUACCUUUGCACACUGCAAGGGUUACGUUUCUCAUGUCAAUUUCAUGGCUAUUCACUGAAUAACAUGUCACCUAGUGUGGAUGAUAUAGAGCAGGGUUUCCCAAACUCGGUCCCCGGGACCCUAAGGGGUGCACGUUUUGGUUUUUGCCCUAGCACUACACAGCUGAUUCAAAUAAUCAACUAAUAAUCAAGCUUUGAUCAUUUGAAUCAGCUGUGUAGUGUUAGGGCAAAAACCAAAACGUGCAUCCCUUGGGGUCCCGAGGACCGAGUUUGGGAAACGCUGAUGUAGAGAGUACGUUUAUUGCAUACGUUAAUGCUGUGGGAGACUAGCAUUAGUGGUAGUGAUGACUUUCACUUGAAUGCUGCUUGGUUUUGUCAUUGACACUGCACAUUGAGUCUGCUGCACGAUCAAGUCUACUGUUGCCACAAGUUGGUGUCUCCACAGUUUAGAGGAGCUCGCUUUCAGCUAUCUGAUCUUGAGCUUGUCACUUGAAAUAAAACAAGAUUUUCUUGGUAGUGUGAGGAUGAUCUAUUCUAUUUAGUGUUUUGAUCAGAAAUACUCUCUGACCUUGUGACGGCACAGUAAGCUAUAGGCCUAUGUAGCAACUUAUCCGAGGUCAAAAGCCAAACGGAUACAUAUUGGUAAACUGGGUUUACACAGUGAACAGACAGUACUGUAUAACAUGGUGACAUGUUCCAGACAUUAGUAAGUUGUUUGGUGUCAGUGUUAUAAUAAUAAAUAAUAUAUGCCAUUUAGCAGACUCUUUUAUCCAAAGCGACUUACAGUCGUGUGCAUACAUUUUAAGUAUGGGUGGUUAGUCACUGGGACUAUGCAGCAUUAGAAAGCACAAGCGUUACAAUUAGCAGGAUCAGGAAGCAUUUCUCUACGAGGAGCAAUUCAUAGCAGAAUAAGCAUGGGAUAGAUAAAACUGUUUGUCCAAGCAGGCUUCUCUAAUCCUGUUCACUGCCGAGGUAAUCUUGACAUCUACAUAACAGUGAGUGAAGUAGGGUUUACUGUUGUAUCACAGUCAAAUGGACCUUGCACAUGCAGGCACAGCUCCAGCCAAAUCUCAUCCUGAUGAGUACAAUCACUUACAAUACCUCUUUUAUAAUAAGAAUGGAUUGGUAGCCUUGAUCACUUCCCUGAGCUUUCCCAGGGCUGUUACAGCAGCUAGCCUGAUCGGCAUGAAUCAUAAGAGUAGAGAUCCCUAGAUCUCUUUUGGGUGAAGUGCUGAGUACAGCAGAGACUUGGUGAUGAAGGUGGCGCGCAGCGCUGAGGGUUUGUAGCAGUUUGAAACAAGGGUCCCAAGAGGUGCAGGGUUUCUGCUGCCCCUGUCCUGCCAGCCCGUGUCCCUUUUUCCUCCAUGCUUCGGCCGUCUCUGCCAUCUAAUUAAGUCUUCAAUCAGCAUUGUCGUCGUUAGCUAGCGGCCUGCCCUGUGAUGUGGCGCGCUCAGCGGAGGGGCGCGGGGGCGGCGGCACAAUUGAAGUGCGUCCGCACAGCCCUCACCGGCGUGUUUGUGCGUGAGCUCGCUCCACUAACGCGCUGCCAAAGGGCUCAAAGAGCAGCAGGAGGAAAAUGGGUCUCCGCACAGUGACACACACACACAUAAAAGCACACUGUACUCGCUCCUACAAGCACACACACAAACACAGAGUGCUGUCAACUACUCCGACUUUCCCACACUCAAGGAAUGUCAUGUGUAUGUCCUCCGAAUGUGCGUCCUAUAAUCACAUCUCCUCCGAGAGUACCACGCAAACGUGCCUGAAAGUUGUCUGAAUGAAAUACAAACCUGUCAUAAUGCCGUAACAGUAUAAGACUGUCUCAACUGUUCUGAAUAGUCUAAAGCUGUGCGUCUGUGUGCCAGUGCUGAGAGUCACAUUGCUGACUUUCUACUGUUCAUUUCAGCACUGACCGAGAUGUUUGCUGUUGCUCUCUCUCUCUCUCUCCCUCUCUCUCUCUCUCUCUCUCUCUCUCUCUCUCUCUCUCUCUCUCUCUCUCUCUCUCUCUCUCUGUAGCUCUAUCGGACCGGGGUACUGUGGUUCUGGAGGCGGCGUUGACCAGUGCUCUGUCGGCUCUGGAGCUGGCAACAUCGGAGCGGAGUCAGGCCGAAGCAGGCUGUAGAGACUGUGUACCCUGUCUCUUUCAGGACUGCGGACAGCGCUCCGGAGCCUGCUGUAAGGAACCAUCCAUAGCUUUUAUCGCUCUCUUCCCAUCACCCAUGUGACAACAACAUGAGGCUAGGUCUUAAGAGUGUUUUAAUGUCUGUUGUUGUGCUGAGUGAGAUAAGUGUUAAAGAAGUUCAUAACUCUCAUAAGAAUCACACAAGAUGAGAAGAGCGGUGUUCAUACAUGGUGCCAUUUAAUCAGUGUGGUUGUAGUCAUGGCCUCAUCUCUACUUCCUCUUUACAGCCUCUCUGGACGGCGCAUUGGCCGAGCCCAGCUGUGACGUCAUUACCAAGGCCCAGAAGGUUCCGGAGGAGGGCGAGCGGAGCUGGGCGCUGAGCCAGGCGUGCGGGUACUACCGGCGGCGGUGCCCGCCGGGCGACACGGAGAAGGAGGCGUGUGUGAGGAUCAUGGGCGAGAGCUGCAGUGCCCGCGUGCUCCAGUGUAGCCUCCUGAACACCAUGCAGAACCUGGAGCCUGCCACACAGACACGCACACAGGGUGGGUGAGCAACACACACAAUUUACACCAUAUUGGGUUGUAUUCAUUAGGGCACACUGUAGCAAAACAUUUUGCAACAUAAAAUGAAAAACAAGUUCCGGUAGUAGUACGUCUCUGUUUCAGUGGGUUUUCUUCGGUUUGGUGCCUAAUAAAUAUGAUCCUGAGUUCUGUAUUACUUUGUCUGCUGAUUGAAAUUGUGGAACUCUUUGGAACCCCCUGACUCUCCCCCCUCUCUCUCCCAGCAGCAGUGUGUGGCCAGAGGCUGUCGGCGGUGCAGAACGUGACCCAGCCCCGCUCCCGUAUUGUGGGGGGUUCCCCGGCCCCCCCUGGCAGCUGGCCCUGGCUGGUCAACCUGCAGCUGGACGGGGGGCUGAUGUGUGGAGGGGUGCUGGUGGACAGCUCCUGGGUGGUGACCGCCGCUCACUGCUUCGCUGGGUAAGUGUGUGUAUGUGUGGGUCCUUUUGUACUGGUUGUUUGGUACUGGUUGUCAAACCGAAAAAGAGUGUGACACGUCUCUUCUAUUUUUGUCUCUCUGAAUGUUUUCCCUCAAAGUAAAAGUUCAGCAUAAUUGACCUUAUCCCGCUCUUUCUCUCUCUGUAUUUCUCUGCUGUAGCAGUCGCAGUGAGAGCUACUGGACGGCUGUGGUGGGAGAGUUUGAUAUCACCAAGCCCGACCCUGACGAGCAGGUGCUCAAGGUCAACCGCAUCAUCUCCCAUCCCAAGGUGUGUUUCUCAUACGUGUUUUCUUACUGUGUAUCCUGCCUUCAAACAGAGCUGCAUCAAUACUACCGUUUAAGAAUCGUAGCACUGUCUGUUCUCUAAAGAUCAAAUGUUCUGGCUAGAGCAAUGCAAUUCAUUCAUCAAUUCAUUGAUCAAUCAGUCAAACACGUUAGUCAAUCAACUUAAUCAAGCCUCCCUCCUCUCUGUGCAGUUCAACCCCAAGACGUUUAACAACGACAUAGCGCUGGUGGAGCUGACGUCUCCAGUGGUCCUGUCGGACCGUGUGACCCCUGUGUGUCUGCCAUCAGGUCUGGAACCACCUACUGGCAGCCCCUGUCUGGUGGCCGGCUGGGGCUCCCUCUACGAAGGUACGUCUAGUAUUUUAACCGUCAUUAAUAAACGAUGAAUUCACCAAAGAUGUGUGGAGCUAUCUUAAGAUGGAUGCACUAACUGUAAGUCGCAAAUGUAAAAUGUAAAUGUGAGCUACAAUACAACUGUAUAUAUAUCAUUCUGUACAUGUUUUUACAAAGUUUUCUGUUUCUCAAGUAACGUUUUUGGCCAGGUUAUUUACCUGUAUAGGGUUAUAGACAUCAUUUGUAUAGAAAAGCAAACGCAUUGACUUAAGGAAAUGGCUAAAUGGAACUUUGGUUUGAAGCCGUUACACACAGUAUGAUAUGUACAUAUGGAAGAUUAUGGCAUUUUGGCACUCAUUAAACUACUUCCUGUCUAUCUCCUCAGAUGGUCCUUCAGCUGACGUGGUGAUGGAGGCUAAGGUUCCCCUGCUGCCCCAGAGCACCUGUAAGAGCUCCCUGGGCAAGGAGCUGGUCACCAACACCAUGCUGUGUGCCGGAUACCUCUCUGGGGGCAUCGACUCCUGCCAGGUGGGUGGCACUGCCAUAUCAAUGGACUGAGAUUUAAGAUAAUGUCAUUCCCAGGUCCCUUCCUAACAUUGGACUGACUCCGAGUAAUGAGAUUGAAGAUUUGUCUUUGCAUUUGUUUAAAUGUAAUCAAAAUGUAAUCCAGAGCUGUGCUCCUGUGCAUUUAUAUUGUGGUGAGUGUGGUCCUCUGUAGUUCAGUUGGUAGAGAGCAUAGCGCUAACAAUGAUAGGAUAGUGGGUUCGAUUCCCGGGACCACCCAUACGUAAAAAAUUUAUGCACGGCAUGCAUGACUGUUAAGGUGUCAGCAUGCUUCAGUUCGGCUGGCCAAACGAGUGUGCUCGCAUACUCCCUUAAAAGACCUUCAUUUGAAAAACGAGAAUAGUACUGUUUGUCCAUUUUGAGACACUGUAGCCAGUAUACACUUCCUGAAAAUAGUCAGAAUUUAUCACGUUUUUGCCAAGGAGAUCUUUGUUGUGCAAUUUUACAUCUAACUAAGAUGUUUGGUGCAUUAUUUCUGAAAUAUAUUUUUGGGGCAUGAAAACGAGGCGUCUCUUGUUGAAUGACAACAAAGACUUUUAUUGAAGAAUCCCUACUGUUGACCAAUCACCGACGAAGGGGCGUAGACUUCGGCUACCGACUUCGGCUUGCCUCCAGAAAAAAAAAUGGUGUGCUCGAACAGCCGAAAAAGUCAAAAAUGAACAAAAACGCCACAAAAUGUAAUCAUAAUAUAUGCACAAACUCUUCCGAACUGUUUCGGCUGGGAAGCAUGUGGACGCCUUAAGUCGCUUUGGAUAAAAGUGUCUGCUGAAUGGCAUAUUUACGAUUUCAUAGCGGAGUACUUUAUAGCUGUAAUACUGUGUGUGUCCUGUAGGGGGAUUCUGGAGGCCCUCUGAUCUACCAGGAUCGUAUGUCAGGUCGCUUCCAGCUGCACGGCAUCACGUCCUGGGGAGACGGCUGUGGGGAAAAGGGCAAACCUGGGGUCUACACACGGGUCAGCGCCUUCUCCGAUUGGAUACUGGCUGAGAUACAGAGUAACUAACUUUUUUUUUAAACACCAUAAUUUUUUGAAGCUACAAUGCUUUGCAAUGCAUUUAAAUGAUUGGUUCUAAAGCUUUUGAAGUGAAACCUUUUUAAACAUAUUACGUAUCCUGAUAUGAAUCAUGAUACAGUACUGAACCAGCAUUCUAACAUUCACUCCCUGGUUUACCCAGAGUCCUUUGGGAGUCGGGAGCCAACUUGUCCUGAGCUGCUGAAGACGUCGGAGCUGUCGGAGGAGCAGCAGAGGUCGGAGUUUGGCUCUCUGUGUCGCUUCUACGCCCAGACCUGCCCCCCCAGCCAGGGGGCCGCCGCCUGCAACCGCCUUGUAGAAGAGAAAUGUCGCAUCCGCUUCAAGAAGUGCCGUAAGUGUUUGACUUGAAACAUUCACAGCAAUUUUUUUCUGUUUUAUUAUAACAUUCAUGACACCUAAAGUGAGCAUGAGGACCUUGAACUCUCAACUGCCCUAUGUUUAGUGCAUAAAAAAUGAACCACCCCUCUAUUGCAGGGGUGUUCAACCGGGAAUCUCUCUGUGUGUGUGUGUGUGUGUGUGUGUGUGUGUGUGUGUGUGUGUGUGUGUGUGUGUGUGUGUGUGUGUGUGUGUGUGUGUGUGUGUGUGUGUGUGUGUGUGUGUGUGUGUGUGUGUGUGUGUGUGUGUGUGUGUGUGUGUGUGUGUGUGUGUGUGUGUGUGUGUGUGUGUGUGUGUACAGUGCAUUCAGAAAGUAUUCAGACCCCUUGACUUUUUCCACAUUUACAGCCUUAUUCUAAAAUGGAGAAUUGUUUUUUUCCCUCAUCAAUCUACACACAAUACCCCAUAAUGACAAAGCAAAAACUGUUUUUUAUAGAUUUUUGCAAAUUAAUAAAAAAAUCUAAUAUGACAUUUACAUAAGUAUUCAGAACCUUUACUCAGUACUUUGUUGAAGCAACUUUGGCAGCGAUUACAUCCUCAAGUCUUCUUGAGUAUGACGCUACAAGCUUGGCACACCUGUAUUUGGGGAGUUUCUCCCAUUCUUCUCUGCAGUUCCUCUCAAGCUCUGUCAUGUUGGAUGGGGAGCAUCGCUGCACAGCUAUUUUAAGGUCUCUCCAGGGAUGUUUGUUCGUACUCUGGCUGGGCCACUCAAGGACAUUCAGAGACUUGUCCCGAAGCCACUCCUGCGUUGUCUUGGCUGUGUGCUUACGGUUGUUGUCCUGAUGGAAGGUGAAGUCCAGGAUCCAGUUGCAGAGAGAGGUGUUUAGUCCCAGGAUCCUUAGCUUAGUGAUAAGCUUUGAGGGCACUAUGGUGUUGAACACUGAGCUGUGGUCAAUGAAUAGCAUUCUCACGGAGGUGUUCCUCUUGUCCAGGUGGGAAAGGGCAGUGUGGACUGCAAUAGAAAUUGCAUCAUCUGUGGAUCUGUUGGGGCGGUAUGCAAAUUGGAGUGGGUCUAGGGUUUCUGGGAUAAUGGUGUUGAUGUGAGCCAUGACCAGCCUUUCAAAGCACUUCAUGGCUACAGACGUGAGUGCUACGGGUCGGUAGUCAUUUAGGGAGGUUUUCUUAGUGUCCUUGGGCACGGGGACAAUGUUGUUGCUUGAAACAUGUUGGUAUUACAGACUCAGUCAGGGACAUGUUGAAAAUGUCAGUGAAGACACUUGCCAGUUGGUCAGCACAUGCUCGGAGUACACGUCCUGGUAAUCCGUCUGAAUGUUGACCUGCUUAAAAGUCUUACUCACAUCGGCUACGGAGAGCGUGAUCACAUAGUCAUCCGGAACAGCUGUUGCUCUCAUGCAUGCUUCAGUGUUGCUUGCCUCGAAGCGAGCAUAGAAGUGGUUUAGCUCGUCUGGUAGGCUUGUGUCACUGGGAAGCUCGCGGCUGUGCUUCCCUUUGUAGUCUGUAAUAGUUUUCAAGCCCUGCCACAUCCGACGAGCGUCAGAGCCGGUGAAGUACGAUUCAAACUUAGUCCUGUAUUGACUCUUUGCCUGUUUGAUGGUUUGUCGGAGGGCAUAGCGAGAUUUCUUAUAAGCGUCCGGGUUAGAGUCCCGCUCCUUGAAAGCGGCAGCUCUACCCUUUAGCUCAAUGGGGAUGUUGCCUGUAAUCCAUGGCUUCUGUUUGGGGUAUAUACGUACGAUCACUGUGGGGAUGACGUCAUCGAUACACUUAUUGAUGAAGCCAGUGACUGAUGUGGUGUACUCCUCAAUGCUAUCUGAAGAAACCCGGAACAUGUUCCAGUCUGUGCUAGCAAAACAGUCCUGUAGCUUAGCAUCUGCGUCAUCUGACCACUUUUUUAUUAACCGAGUCACUGGUGCUUCCUGCUUUAGUUUUUGCUUAUAAGCAGGAAUCAGGAGGAUAGAGUUAUGGUCAGAUUUGCCAAAUGGAGGGCGAGGGAGAGCUUUGUAUGCGUCUCUGUGUGUGGAGUAAAGGUGGUCUAGAGAUUUUUUCACUCUGGUUGCACAUUUAACAUGCUGGUAGAAAUUAGGUAGAACGGAUUUAAGUUUCCCUGCAUUAAAGUCCUCGGCCACUAGGAGCGCUGCCUCUGGAUGAGCGUUUUCCUGUUUACUUAUGGCCUUAUACAGCUCAUUGAGUGCAAUCUUAAUGCCAGCAUUGGUUUGUGGUGGUAAAUAGACAGCUAUGAAAAAUAUAGAUGAAAACUAUCUUUGUAAAUAGUGUGGUCUACAGCUUAUCAUACUACAGAGUCCUUUAGGUGCCUUUUGGCAAACUCCAAGCGAGCUGUCAUGUGCCUUUUACUGAGGAGUGGCUUCCGUCUGGCCACUCUACAAUAAAGGCCUGAUUGGUGGAGUGCUGCAGAGAUGGUUGUUCUUCUGGAAGGUUCUCCCAUCCCCACAGGAAUUCUGGAGCUUUGUCAAAGUGACCAUCGGGUUCUUGGUCACCUCCCUGACCAAGGCCUUUCUCCCCCGAUUGCUCAGUUUGGCCGGGCGGCCUGCUCUAGGAAGAGUCUUGGUGGUUCCAAACGUCUUCCAUUUAAGAAUGAUGGAGGCCACUGUGUUCUUGGGGAGCUUCAAUGCAGCAGACAUUUUUUGGUACCCUUCCCCAGAUCUGUGCCUCGACACAAUCCUGUCUCGGAGCUCUACGGACAAUUACAUGUCAACUGUAGGACCUUAUAUAGACAGGUGUGUGCCUUUCCAAAUCAUGUCCAAUCAAUUGAAUUUACCACAGGUGGACUCCAAUCAAGUUGUAGAAACAUCUCAAGGAUGAUCAAUGAAAACAGGAUGCACCUGAGCUCAAUUUCGAAUCUCAUAGCAAAGGGUCUGAAUACUUACGUAAAUAAGGUAUUUCUGUUUUAGUUUUUCCAUAAAUUAGCAACAUUUAUAAAAAACGGUUUUUGCUUUGUCAUUAUGGGGUAUUGUGUGUAGAUUGAUGAUGGAAAAAAUUAAUUGAAUCCAUUUUAGAACAAGGCUGUAACGUAACUAAAUGUGGAAAAAGUCAAGGUGUCUGAAUAAUUUACGAAUCCACUGUAUAUAUUAUAUAUUUGUGUGUGAUUUAUUUGUAUUUAUUAUUUCAAUGUUUAUAUGAAUAUCAAUAGCAACAACAGAAUAAACAAAUGUUGAAUGACCUACAGUAGAAAAGAGGAGAAUGUUUUCUUUCUAAUGAUGUCAACUUUAUUUCUCAACUCUUAAUAUUGAGCAAAUUCCACUCAUUGGAGCAAAUUACACUUCCUGGAGUAUCUGACAUAAGGCUUUGAAAAAGCACCUGCAAAUAGGCUACCAGUGCAGCAAGUGCUGAAAAGCAUUGAAAAUAAUUUGAAUUUCAGUGUACAUCCUGAAUUGACUGGAAUUUAAAUGGAAUUGACCCCAACCCUGUGGCUAAACUUUGUGUAACCAGAUUAACAGCUGCUCUUAGUGGAAACAUUAGGAGUUACCUUUCUAGCUAAUAGGCUAUGAUAGAGUUUACACUUCCUCUUCAAAUUGUAAUGUGGGGAUGUCAAAAUUAUGAACUAUCUACAAAAUCUAUGAAUUUUGAAAUGUUUCUUCUCCUUGCCAUUAUCAUACACCUGAUAAGACAAGAUGUAAAUCAAAUAUUUGCCUGGGAAGGGGGUCCCUGGGCAAGAAAAGUUUGAAGACUAUUGUAUAAAGCAAUAAUGAUGAUGAUAAUAUUGUUGUAGUGGAGAUGGAUAUUGGAUCUUGUAAUGAGCUAUUUCUCUACAGAUUACUCAAACCAUGUCUUUCUCUGGUCUUUAAUAAUGUAUCCUUGAUUUCGCCUCUCUCCUCCUCAGAGUUGCGUUCGUUCCUGCAGACCCUGCUGGACUUGCUCCAGAGAGCAGAGGACUACAUCAGAGACAAGGUAGACCUGACCUUCUUCACCCAGACCCUGCCUCAGCUGGUGGAACAUAUCUACAGUACAGCCUUCACCGCCAAGGAGAGGGAGAAGAGGGGAACAGGUAAAACACAGGCACCCCACUACUGUCCUCUUUCUAGCCCCAUCGUACUCUCCAUUCCUCCCCAUUCUGUUACUCUCCUACAUUCGUCUUAUCCCCCACCUCCACACACCUUACUACUCCACAUCACAGUACUGUAACCCCCUACAGCCCUGCUACCCCCACAACAACCCCAUUCCUCCUUAAAACCAUGUCCAAAAACACACUCUUACCCACACAGCCUACCUUAGCUUUUUUUCAAUCGAUAGGAAUGCUAUUUUUUAAUUUAUUAUUAUUAUUAUUAUUAUUAUUAUUAUUAUUAUUAUUAUUAUAUUAAUACAGAGGUGUGUGUCCCAUGGCCAUGGCAUGUGUGUAACAGGGGUAUUAUUUGUUAAAGAACAGGUAUGGGGUGCUGUCCGGUCAGGGUCAGAGGAGACGGGUCCUGGGUUGUUCCAGAAGGUAGGCCCCCUGGUGGCUGACUGGGAGAACUACCUCAGGUGCAUCGCUGUGGAGUUGGACACACAGACACAUGGAGAGACAGACGGACAGACAGACUGCUCCAAAUCCCUGAACCAAGAAGAGAGUCUUUUCCUCCAGGUAGGCUAUAGUGAACUCAACUCUUCAACACUUUGUAAAGAUCAUUUUUCAGUCACUUUGUCUGUCUUGGGAACUCGCUUUAUGAUCCUCUCUCAUGUUGACCACAGGCUUAUAUGAGGCUGUGCUGUUUUACUUUAUAUUCAGUAGCUAUAUCAACACUACAGUUUGCUUUAAUGGUGUACUAUGCUAUACUGUUGCUAUAUGUAAAUGUUUGUCUGUGCUUUACUACACCCGUUUUUAACCCUGUUUAUGAUGCCAUUUCCAGGCAGAGGACCCCUCUCUGCAUCAGCUAGAGGGGAAGUACCAGACCAUCAUCUCAGCCUUACGCUCCAAACUGGACUCCAGACCUGCUCCUCCAAUCCUGCACCUGAAUACAGCCCUCCUCCAGGAAAACUCUCCCAACAUUCCUGCAGUUCCCACCAGAGUGUCGCCCACUUCAUUCCCCCCUCAGGGGUCAGAGUCGCUCACAGCCCUCAUCAGUGAACUCCGGAAAUUUGGGACACAGAAUGAAAUGGCGACAGAAGAUGCAGAAAUUAGUGUAACAUCUUUUGAAGAGGACACGUUUUCUGAUCCAACACCAGUCGGUUCAAUGGAGACUUCAGAUUGGCUUAACAAAGCUGUGACUGAACAGACAACCUUACAGCGCCUGUUCCCGUCUCUGUCCGCCAUCGGCAGCACCAUGUCUCCCACAGCAACGACCUCUGACUCCAGACAGACUCUACUUCCUGGUUCUCCCUCCCUCUGGCUGUUUCUCGACCACAGGAGACGCAGGAGUCUCCGCAAGAGGCAGAUACCUGGGGUUAAAGGUACGUGUUACAACUAGUACUAUAUGUCUGUACUGUAUGUAUCUGUGAUGGAACAGCUCUGUAAUCAACAGUGUCACAUUGUUACGACCCUGAUUAUUAUUUUUAUUUUUUUCUGACCAUGUGACAUGACUAGGAAACACUCUGGGCCCUAGAUAGAGGCUAAACAUAAGGCUUGGAGUUGUUCCUGGUCAGGUCACGUGGUCAGGAAAACCCCCUAGCCCCACUCAUAGCAUCUGUGUAUGUUAACAUUAUCAGUACUGGAUAUUAGCAAACAUAAUAAUAGGUUGUGGGUGUUUGACAGCUUGUCCAGGAGUAGCAGAGUCCACCCAGCAUGUGAGUGGUAUCAGAGACACGUACAAGUGGAUCCUGGGCAUCCCCACCAAGAACCUCCGCAUGAACUUCCAGGAGGUGAGUUUCUCUGCACAGCAAUAUUUACAAGGUCUUAUUUAUAAGGCAUAUAAUUAUGUAGAUAUUGGGAUUAAGAUUGAAAUUGAAGUCAACUCAAACCAAUUAGACUUUUUCAUCACUUUUUCUCUAUUCAAGUAAUGUGUUACUGUCACUGAAUAACUGUGUCAUCAUGUCCUGUGUUGUUGUCCUCCUCUCAGGUGCUGGUGGACCUGAGCUCUAAGAACGAUCGGGGUCUGUACGAGGCUCGGGUCAGGGCGAUGGUGGGGGGUCGACCUCUGACCUUCUACAGCCUGGUGGGUCUGGAGAACGAGUCCUUCUACCGUAGCAUGCCGCGCAUCAUCGCUCUGGCGCUGGACGCUCUCAAAACGUAA
Coregonus sp. 'balchen' is the source of this 11994-nucleotide messenger RNA. Lineage: Eukaryota; Metazoa; Chordata; Actinopteri; Salmoniformes; Salmonidae. The record is from the annotation of a GenBank genome assembly.